GACCCUCCUCACUUCCAAGGGCGCCCAGGUCACCGACCGCAAGAUGCAGAAAGACGAUCACAGCGCCGAAGAGGAGGGCUCGGUGUCCAGCGAGGCAGACAGCCGCGUGCGCUUUACGAUCUCCGGGGUGGACGUGCGGCCAUUCCUCCCAAAAGUGCUCCCGACUUCCACAGUCCUUGGAGCUCUCUGCAUGCUGUGGGUGCAGCUGCCAGCACUUCACAUUUACGCUCCGGCGCGGGCUUGCUUCGGCACAGUGUUCCUCGGGACGAUGUGGUGCAUGGCGUACUGCGCAUACGCAGACCCAGGGCAGAUGCAGGAGACUGUCGAUGUGGAGCAGGGCAUGCCUAAGCGCGCCCACAAGUCAUGGCUCUAUCCGCUGCCGAUUCUGCGCCAUGACCACUAUUGCAAAUGGAUCAACAAUGUCAUCGGCCUUCGAAAUCAUCGCUCCUUCGUGGUCAUGCUGUUUGGCUUGGCUGCGCUGGGAGUGGUGGGAUGCACUGUGGAUGCUUGGCUGAUGGUGGCCCUUCUAGUCCAGGAGGGCAUCUACGUGACGCCCCUGCAGUUUCUCUUCCUGUUCUUCCAUCUUCUCUACAGCCUCACUCUGCUCUACCUUGAUGGGCCGAUCAUUCGCAUCCACUGGGGCCUCAUCUGCAGGAAUGAGUUGAAUCAAGAAUGGAAAGAAGAUGAAUUCUGGGUGGCCCCCGGAGAAAGCCGCACGCCAGCAAAGGAACUCGACGUGGAAGAGUACAAUGCUUUGCUGGACAGCGACGCGCUGGUAUACGAUGCCAGGAGGAAUCAUUUCGACAAGGGCGUGGCCAGAAACUGCUGGGCGUUUUGGUUUACGGGACGCUCCGGCUCUCUGGGCGAGUGGUGA
Symbiodinium sp. CCMP2456 is the source of this 874-nucleotide messenger RNA. NCBI's taxonomy places the organism in Eukaryota, Dinophyceae, Suessiales, Symbiodiniaceae. The record is from the annotation of a GenBank genome assembly.